ACCUACACAAAGGGAACCAAGCAGGUGACCCAGUCAUUCAAGAUCUCGGGAGUCUACUGCAAGCCAAAGCAGGGCAAGACGUCCGACACGCUCCAGGUCCUCGUCCACGGCAUCGGCUUUGACGGCAACUAUUGGAACUUUCAGAGCAGCGAGCUUGGCGUCAAGGAGGCCGACUACUCCUACGCCUAUGCCGCUGCGGCCAAGGGCUAUGCCACCUUCCGCUACGACCGCCUGGGCACCGGCAGCUCCGAGCGGCCCAAGGACGGCUACAAUGUGGUUCAGGGCCCUACCGAGGUCGGCGUCCUCACCUCGGUGGCUGACAUGGUCAAGAACACCAACAAGAUCGGCGGCAAGAAGUGGGCCAAGACGGUGCUGGUCGGACAUUCGUACGGAUCGGUGCAGAGCAAUGCCCUGUCGCAGUCCCGUCCCGACCUCAUCGACGGUCUCGUGCUCACGGGCUUCUCUGCCUACACAAUGGGCCUGCCAUUCUACCUCGUCUCGACCGUCUACACCCAGGCCAAGACUGUGUUCCCCAGCCGUCUCGGCAACGCGCCCGACUCCUGGCUCGUCACGGGCACCCAGUAUUCGGGCCAGCAGAACUUUGCGUACCCCUACUAUGUCAGCGACGGGGCCAACAAGCUGCAGCGCCAGACCGAACAGCCCGUGACCCAGGGCAGUCUAUUUACCAUUGGUGCUCUUGCAGGACCAGCAAAGAGCUUCACUGGCCCCGUCCAGGUCGUCACUCCUGACAAGGACUUCAUCUUUGCUCUCUCAUCCGGCAUCCAGAACGGCAAGAACCUGGCCGUCGAGGCGGCCAAGAUGCUCUACCCUGCCUCCAAGAAUGCCACCGGCUACGUGCCCGCCAACACCGGCCACGGCAUCAACUUCCACCAGACGGCAAAGGGAAUCUAUCGCGAGAUGCUUGCCUUCUUGCAGGCC
Molecule: messenger RNA, 939 nt
Organism: Acaromyces ingoldii
Lineage: Eukaryota; Fungi; Basidiomycota; Exobasidiomycetes; Exobasidiales; Cryptobasidiaceae
Product: alpha/beta-hydrolase
Exons: 1
Source: RefSeq, a predicted model, not a curated record